AUGUCUACUAUUGAACAAGUUUUAGAGAAGUUCAAGGGCAUAGUGAUUCGAGUCCCAUCUCUGUAUUCAUUGUCCCCUUCCUGGCAUCCCAGAGUGGUUCCAGACCUGGACGGAAAAAUAGAGGAACAUGUAGAAUCAUGGCGUCAACGCUGGGUACCGGAGCCUGCUGCUUACAAGCAGAGCUUGGGUGCCAACUGCAAUUACUGCGUGCGAGCUAUCAGUCCAGAAGCCAACAUACCGAGCUUGCAGAUUGGAGCGAGAUACGUUAGCUGGCUUUUUGCUUGGGAUGAUGAUCUCGAUUUGGGCACCUUUAAUGGGAGCGCGAGACAACGAGAGCUAAUACGAAUUGAGGUGUUAAGGGCCGUUCAGAAAGCCCUUCUGGGCAAUACUGUUAUAGAAAAACCCUCUGACUGGAGAGAUACUCCCCCUAAUCUAGCCGAAUCCUUUUCCGACAUAGGAUUCUCGCUUCAAGAUGGCACUGAACUUGAACCUCUCCAACACUUCCUCUGCGACACACUUUGUGAUUAUAUCACAGAAGCAGUCAGAUUGGAAGAUGUAUCUCAGGAUGGUAUCAUCUUGGAUCUAGACGUCUAUCUAGAAGGUAGGAUGGAAAAUUCAGGUGUCUAUCCCACGAUAGCACAGUCUUUGCUUCUACAGGAUAUCGCUCUCCCAGCUUGGUUUCUCAAGCAUCCCAUACCAAUGAAAAUGAUGCGACACAUCAGCAUAAUGGUAGCCCUGUGUAACGACAUUGUCUCUGCUCACAAGGAAAUGGGCUGCAAGCGUAUAGAUAACAUAGUCCCCUUGCUCGUCUAUCAUCAAGGAUUGGAACCACAAGAGGCAGUUUAUCAUAUCUGCCAAAUUAUUCAUGAUAGCUAUACUGCCUUUGAGAACCUUGUGCCGGAGGUUCUUGCCCUUGCAUCCGAAAAUGGGUUAGCCGCGGGCCCAACCUUUGUAACCGGCUGCAAAGACAUCUAUAUAGGACUGGCGAACUGGACAUACUAUACCAAACGAUAUCAUGAUUUUCAACCAGAAGAAGGGGAGACGGAAGUUUUGAUCACCAUGGGAUAA
This is a messenger RNA of Penicillium vulpinum, 1068 nucleotides long. RefSeq names its product terpene synthase family protein. The coding region runs from base 1 to 1068 and encodes 355 amino acids. The record is from RefSeq and is a predicted model, not a curated record. The transcript has 9 exons. Lineage: Eukaryota; Fungi; Ascomycota; Eurotiomycetes; Eurotiales; Aspergillaceae.